Molecule: messenger RNA, 748 nt
Organism: Serpula lacrymans var. lacrymans S7.9
Lineage: Eukaryota; Fungi; Basidiomycota; Agaricomycetes; Boletales; Serpulaceae
Exons: 5
Coding region: 86-556 (156 amino acids)
Biological process (GO): translation
Cellular component (GO): small ribosomal subunit; cytosol; ribosome
Molecular function (GO): structural constituent of ribosome; RNA binding
Source: RefSeq, a predicted model, not a curated record
UGAGACUCAGCUUACUCAUUGACUGAGGGCUUCAAGAUAUUGCUCGUCGUUCGCCAAAGGCCCAUCAUCAAGAAAUCUCACCACCAUGUCUCUCGUACUUCCUGAGGCGCAUCAACAAUUCCAGCACAUUCUCCGUCUCCUUAACACUAAUGUUGACGGUAAACGCAAAAUCAUGUACGCCUUGACCGAGAUCAAGGGUGUCGGUCGUCGUUACUCCAACCUUGUCUGCAAAAAGGCCGAUGUUGACCUUAACAAGCGGGCUGGAGACCUGAACUCCGAUGAACUGGAACGUAUCGUCACCAUCAUCCAAAACCCCACACAGUUCAAAAUCCCCACAUGGUUCCUUAACAGACAGAAGGAUAUCGUUGACGGCAAAAACUCUCAAAUAUUGUCCAACGGUGUUGACUCUAAACUCCGUGACGAUCUCGAGCGAUUGAAGAAGAUUCGUGCUCACCGUGGUCUGAGACAUUUCUGGGGUCUCCGUGUCAGGGGUCAACACACAAAAACGACAGGUCGUCGGGGAAAGACUGUUGGUGUGUCGAAGAAGCGUGGUUAGGUGUUCUUAUUUUAUUUGUUGCAUUGGAGACGUAUUUCCUGUAUGGUGCUUUCACAUCUAUGACUAUAGCAACAUGCACGCCAUGCCCAUGACAUUUGCAAUACGACGAAUGAUCAGCGAUCAUCAUCCGCAUUGAACUGAAGGCUGUAACUACUGCAUUUAUUUCUCCUUGAUCUAUGUUCCGGUGCAUUG